This is a messenger RNA of Meira miltonrushii, 1090 nucleotides long. Its product is annotated as Sm-like ribonucleo protein. Lineage: Eukaryota; Fungi; Basidiomycota; Exobasidiomycetes; Exobasidiales; Brachybasidiaceae. Bases 105 to 752 code for a protein of 215 amino acids. The record is from RefSeq and is a predicted model, not a curated record. Gene Ontology annotation, cellular component: U5 snRNP; U4 snRNP; U4/U6 x U5 tri-snRNP complex. Gene Ontology annotation, biological process: mRNA splicing, via spliceosome. Gene Ontology annotation, molecular function: RNA binding. The transcript has a single exon.
CUACUUGCAUCCAUCUUACUCGGUGUUACAAGAAGAGGAGAGAAUCGACAUUUGAGCAAGCAAAGCUUUGUAAGACUCAACAUCGAUCUCGUUUGCCGCCCAAAAUGCCGCCUUCCAAUUCAAAAGGCAGCAAAAUGCUGUCAUUAAUCCAUUAUCGACUUAGGAUUACACUAAACGAUGGCAGACAAAUGACAGGACAGCUUUUGGCUUUCGAUCAGCAUAUGAACUUGGUACUUGCGGACACUGAAGAAUUCAGAAGGGUGAAAUCAAAAUCAAAAAAGCGAAAAGCAGCAUCACAGCAGGUCAAAGCAGACGGAUCAGAAGAGGAUGAUGACGUUGUUGCUCCUCCUGCACCGGAACAAAAGAGAACAUUGGGAUUGAUCAUCUUACGAGGAGAAAGCAUCGUAAGCCUGAGUAUCGAAGGUCCACCUCCAGCAGAAAAGACAGGACCGCAAUCGCAACUCCAACCUGGUCCCGGACGUGGUGUACCGGCUGGAAGAGGAAUCGGUUUAGCAGCACCUCCCGGAGCAGUUGCACCACCCACAAUGGCAGGCAGACCGAUGGCUUAUGGAAGACCUCCCCCGCCUAUGGGAGCACCUCCAGGAAUGCCAGGUAUGCCUCCGCCCGGUUUCCCACCCAUGGGAAUGCGACCGCCUCCCGGUGGAUUCCAAGGCCCUCCUCCAGGAUUUCCACCUCAAGGACAAUAUCGACCACCACCACCUGGAUAUCCUAUGCCUCCAAGACCUCAGUGAAAGCUGUUGUUCAUCGAAUCAAAUAUUGCAGCUUGCUUUUAUUCUUUCUUUCUCCAUUUCCAGCCUUGGCCUUCCGUGUAUUAUGUUUACCCUCCCACUGCUUGUGUUAUAAGAUGGCCUCAGGGCAAUCAAAACGGCAAAAGCUAUAAUGGCAUUAAAUUGUACAAUGUAGUUACAAGGGACAUUUUACAGAUGCGAAACUUGAGAGAGAAGGAGAUAGUUGAUACAAAUUGAGAUACACGGAUGUCCACAUCUUCCAUGCUACUUCUUUUGUUGUUCUUGAUUUUCCUCUGGCAUGGAUCCGCUAUCCUGAUCAACUUGAUGCAAAGCUGCCAUGA